UGGUGCGUUAACUUUCAUUUGUCUUCUGAUGGUUGAUCGGGACUACAGUUCGUUCAGCUACAGCAGAGGUUUCGGACCGGAUUGUGCAGUGCUGUAAGCGUGGACGCGCUCUGGCGGCUUCAGCUGGGAAGAAACCACAUAUAAGGAUUUUACCACGGAUUCGAGUGGAAUCAUAAAAUGGACGUAGCGAGGCAGAAGAGUUACGUCAAAUCUUACCGUGAAGGACAGCACACGAAGUACAAACCCUGCGCCGAGACGCCAGUGAUCUCGACGCUGGAAGACCUUAUCAGAGAGCUUUAUGUAGUGUUCGAGUCGGAGACUGUGAACGUUGAGUACGUGCAGCAACUCAUGAGCAUGUACAAGAGCAACCCCGUGGACUGGAGGAGAUACGCAAAGUUCGAUAGAUGCAGGUACACCAGAAAUCUGGUUGAUGAGGGAAAUGGUAAGUUUAACCUGUUGAUUUUGUGCUGGGGUGAGGGCCAUGGUUCUGCAAUCCAUGACCAUGCUGAUGCCCAUUGCUUCAUGAAGGUUCUGCAGGGGUCUCUCAAUGAGGUGCGAUUUGCUUGGCCUGAGAGAAACAGAAUUGCCCGUGAGGAAUGUGUAGACAACCGUGACGACAACAGCAGAGACCAUAAGGUACUGAAGGAAACCUCCAGGGAACAACUACAUCUCAAUGAAGUUACCUACAUUAAUGACUCAAUUGGUCUCCACAGAGUUGAGAAUUUGAGCAAUAUUAACUCUGCUGUCAGCCUGCAUCUUUACUGCCCCCCAUAUAGCAAAUGCAAUAUAUUUAAUGAGCUGACAGGCCAGAGCACAUUAACAAAUGUGACAUUCUGGUCCAAAUAUGGAGAAAAGAGGGACAGGGAUAUACAGUCAUCCCGUGAUCCAGAAGAUAAUUAGCACUGGUUUUCACAAGGAAUCCUAGAAGGAUCCCCAUCCAACAAGAACUGUGCAAACUGGCUGUAUGUUGCAUACAGCAUAUCAUUAGGUAUGAGCUCAUGUGCAAGAUAGGAAACUAUAUCAGUUUUUGGUCAGAAAAUUUUGACCUUACAAGUAUUUCAGCUGGACACAGUUGCAUUAAGCUAAGUGACUACAUUAAUGACCACAGAAUCCAAAUGCAGGAAACAUUAAUUCAAAUAUUCGGGUUAUUAAAAACAAUUGCAUCAAUUAGAAACACUAUCAUAUCUUUUGUGUUAUUAGUUCAUGAUUUUCUUCCUUGGGAUACAAACCAAAAUCUUGUUCAUUUUCUGGUAUGGAAAAUCACAAUAAGAAUCCCACAAAUUCAGUUUAGUGAUAUCUGCGUUUCCUUUUUAACAUUUAUAAAAUUCAUGAAAAUUUAUUGAACCACUUACAUACAUAAGCAAAUACACGCCAUCUAAACAAAAUGACCUGUAAUUUAAUUAACUCACAUUUGUAUGUGUAUCAUGCAUAGUGAAACUAAGUCUGAAUGUCUGUGACAGUGGUGUGUAAAAAUAAAACUGACUAUUACUUUGGAUAUUGUCCACUGCCAUGAGUUUUUUCAAAUAGAACAUUUCAGAAUCUGGAUGUGCUUCUUUAAUAAUGUAUAUGGGUGGAAAUGUUUCUACUCAGUCAGGCCCAUUAGAAAGAGCUAGCCUCUGUCACUGGACAUCAAAAGGAGUCAAUAAGCACAGUGACGACUGACAACACAAAUGCAGUAAGUUUUCAAAGGACUGAAUAUCAAAAUCUUAGUCAAAGAUUUCUAGACUAACAUGGCCAAGUUCCAAACAUGUCUUAUGGCAAACGCGCAAAACUCACACAUUCAUGGAUAUGAAACUUAAAAAAAAGAGGUGACAAUGGGAAAUGAAAUCCCCCCUCCUCCCUGCAAAAAAGGAAAACGAUAUAAAAGUAUGGCAUAAACAAAGACUGAUAAAAGUAUUUGUACAAUGAAAUGUACUUUGAUUUAUCUGAUGUUACAUAAGACACAGAACUUGAAACCCAGGCCCAGUGAGAACAAAUCAGACAAUCUGAUAUUCCUUCUUUCAAAACCAGUUCACUACUUUGAAGAAAUAUCUGCAUUAGUAAACGGUAUGAAAUGUACGUCUCCCUUGUUUCUUUCCAUCCUGUCUGUUUAAUGAUCAGGAGAUCACAUAUAAGUUAAUGAAUAAAGAAAUAUAUUUUACACUUUACGAGAUUUACUAUCAUCAGGUGCUAUGGCAAUAAAUAAUAAAGAUGAUGUGUAAUACUGCUAACCUGAAUUUAAUGAUAAGUAGCAAUUAAUAAUAAUCAGUGUUUGUUGCAUGACAAUGAAUUUCUUGCGGCCAUUACAAGGUUAAGGCACCUUCUAAUUGUUUAGUGUUUAUGAAAUAUAAUAAUGUAUGCAAAAGAUUUAUCUAAUACACAUAUAGUUACUACCAUUAUGUAAGAAUUCAUUAAAAAUAUCUUAUAUAACAAGCAAAUUCAUUAUCUCAGUACAGUUUUCCUUAAAAAUAAGUGAUGUGAGGAAUGAGUACUUUACCUAGUAUGUAUCUGUCAACAAAGAGAGUAAUAAUAAUCAAUGGUCUUCUGGCCAGGCCAGUCAUCCACCCUUCCAUAAGGCACUUCUAGAUGGAAUGAAGGUCAACAUUACAAAUGUUAUGAGAUGGUGUUUAGAAAACUCAAAAUAUUUAUAUAGUGAAUGUGUGAUUAAAAGCUGGUGUAUUUC
Messenger RNA from Cryptotermes secundus, 2662 nucleotides. Its product is annotated as cysteine dioxygenase type 1. Gene Ontology annotation, molecular function: ferrous iron binding; cysteine dioxygenase activity. The coding region runs from base 178 to 900 and encodes 240 amino acids. NCBI's taxonomy places the organism in Eukaryota, Metazoa, Arthropoda, Insecta, Blattodea, Kalotermitidae. Gene Ontology annotation, biological process: L-cysteine catabolic process. The record is from RefSeq and is a predicted model, not a curated record. The transcript has 5 exons.